AUGUGGGCGCUAAAGCUGAGGGUUCUCAGAGAAAUUGCCCGAAAAUGCGUUUGUUUAUUGAGUUUAAACUUUCAUCUGAAAUAUAAGCUUCGAUAUCUCCACGUUAUUUCACUGCAGUCGUGGGAUCGUAGGCAAAGAGUGGGAGCCUAUCGAUGCUUUCGCGCAGAAGAGUCAGAUUCAGGUGGCAAAGGUGCUAGACAGGGCUGCCCACUCUCCUCCCGGUUACUCUCACUCUGGUGGCCGAAGCUCCUGAUAAUGUUCAUGAAGACUAAGGUUUUCCAAUGUGCCUUUACGUUUUGCGUGUCCGAGGAAUAUGCGUUGUCGCGCUCGGAUCAAUCCUGGAAGCUCGCGACCCUGUCCGACACUUCUGAGGCUGUCCUCUCUGGACACUCGGGCCAAGGGAGGAACCACAUUUCUGCGGCCGCCAUAUUACGCCGAAUUUCAGCCGCCAGUUUAGGAGAGUUGACCAUACACUUAUAUAGACCAUACUACAUGGGGGUUUAUCGGGCUCUAAAAGUGGUGGGUGGGGAAUACCCCUAUUCUGGGGGGGGGCGCCGGGUGGGGAUUUCCCCAAAGUUCGUGCACUCGUCCCCGCCCAGCCAAGUGGUGGACGCUUCCCUCCUCAUCAACGACAUUCCUCGCUGGUUCUCUGGGGCUAAGCUCAACUUUGCGAGAACUCCGCGUUUCCAAGGAUGGACCGUGUGCGAUUUACCCAAGUGGAGUCUUUUGGGCAACAGCCUAGGGGAGCUCACCUCACCUGACUUUGGGGUCACAGGCGUGUUGGAAAGGUUCACGCAGAUAGAACCAAGCGUCCUCUUUACGGUGGAAGCAGUUGUCUACAAUGGGAAGAUCCACGAUCACACUGCCAAGGUCAAGAAAGUUGUUGCAGGCCUGAAGCACUUGAAGAAGGUUGUCAUUGUGCCAUUCGUGCAUAAGAAACAGGACAUUGACAUUUCUGACAUCCCAAAUAGCAUUUUCCUGGACGACUUCCUGGCCGAGUGGGAUACGGGUGAAGCCGUAGAGUUCGAGCAGCUCCCUUUCCACCACCCACAGUUCAUCAUGUUCUCGUCUGGAACAACUGGCGUCCCCAAGUGCAUGGUUCACUCAGCAGGGGGAACGCUCAUCCAAAUAGCCAAGGAACACAUUCUUCAUUGCGAUCUCACAAGGGAAGAUGUCCUUACCUACUAUACCACAACGGGUUGGAUGAUGUGGAACUGGCUUGUGGUGGGGCUUUUCACUGGCUGCUCUCUCUUUCUCUAUGAUGGUUCUCCGCUUCUGCCCACGCCCUCCAUCAUGUGGGACCUCGUCGACAAGCUUGGCAUCACUGUCCUGGGCACAGGUGCCAAGUGGCUGGCUGUGCUGGAGGACAGGGGAGUAAAGCCUCGGGAGACCCAUGACCUGUCCUCCCUCAGAGCCAUUCUCUCAACUGGAUCUCCACUUGCAAACCACUCCUUCAGAUAUGUCUAUCGGGAUAUUAAGGAGGACGUGUUGCUGGGCUCCAUCACGGGAGGAACUGACAUCAUUUCCUGCUUCAUGGGCAGCAACCCCACCUUGCCUGUGCAUGGGGGUGAACCCCAGUCUAAAACCUGGGAAAUGGCAUUUUUGGGCUUGAACGAGGAGGGGCAGGCAGUUUAUGACACAAGUGCCGAGCUGGUGUGCACAAAGCCUUUCCCCUCCAUGCCCACGCACUUCUGGAACGAUGACGGCGAGAUCAAGUACACCAAGGCUUACUUUGCAAAGUACCCCCGCACGUGGACUCACGGUGACUUUGUUACCUUCAAUUCCAAGACAGGGGGAAUAACAAUGCUUGGGCGAAGCGACGGAACGCUCAAUCCAAAUGGGGUCCGUUUUGGAAGCGCAGAGAUUUAUAACAUUGUUGAGCAGUUUGACGAGAUAAAUGACAGUGUGUGUGUUGGCCAAAGGAAUGCAGAGGGUGAGGAACGGGUCGUACUCUUUUUGAAGAUGCUCCCUCCUGCCGAACUAACACCAGAGUUCAAGCGCCGUCUUGCGGUGGCAAUUCGUACACAGCUGUCAGCUAGGCACGUUCCCUCUGUCAUCCUGCCCAUUUCAGAAGUGCCAUACACCGUGAGUGGCAAGAAAGUGGAGGUUGCUGUGCGACAAGUCAUCCAAGGGGAGACUGUUGGAAACCGAGCCGCACUUUCCAACCCGGACUCUCUCGAUCUCUAUGCCAAUCUCCCUGAACUGCAAGGGUGGUGAGACUCCAGGGGACAGAUAGUGACACUAGGGGAAGGAUGGUGAGUCUACAAGGGUGGCAAGAUGCAUAUUGUAAAUCCACUUGUUGAUCUGUAUUUGUCGCGUUAGGUGACCUGGUUCUGCACAAGAUGCUGGGGACAAGUCAUGAUAUGAUAUAUAAAUUGGAAAUUAAAGAAGAGAAAGAAAAGAGGAAGUGGUGAUAAUAAACUGCAGAAGAAG
Molecule: messenger RNA, 2433 nt
Organism: Penaeus monodon (black tiger shrimp)
Lineage: Eukaryota; Metazoa; Arthropoda; Malacostraca; Decapoda; Penaeidae
Product: acetoacetyl-CoA synthetase-like
Biological process (GO): lipid metabolic process
Cellular component (GO): cytosol
Molecular function (GO): acetoacetate-CoA ligase activity
Source: RefSeq, a predicted model, not a curated record